Messenger RNA from Mesocestoides corti, 237 nucleotides. The record is from the annotation of a GenBank genome assembly. Lineage: Eukaryota; Metazoa; Platyhelminthes; Cestoda; Cyclophyllidea; Mesocestoididae.
AUGUUGUGGUCGCAUCUCAAGCCUGCCCUACUCAUUCUCAUGUCGCGUUGGCCGGUCCAGACGAGGAAUUACCUUUCAACGCAUCUGCCGUACGCAAUCGCCGUCGGAAGGCACUCGCGUAAUCUUCUUUUUGUUUACUGGGAACGCUAUUGGUCUAUGGAUAUCGAAGAACUGCGAGGCCGCUUGCGCGUGCCGCCUCCACCGCAAGUGAAAAAGGUCAAAAAGUUCCCCGCUUAA